Messenger RNA from Sceloporus undulatus (fence lizard), 1367 nucleotides. RefSeq names its product serine/threonine/tyrosine interacting protein (gene STYX). Gene Ontology annotation, biological process: negative regulation of protein binding; regulation of ERK1 and ERK2 cascade; negative regulation of SCF-dependent proteasomal ubiquitin-dependent catabolic process. The coding region runs from base 267 to 926 and encodes 219 amino acids. Gene Ontology annotation, cellular component: nucleoplasm; cytoplasm. The record is from RefSeq and is a predicted model, not a curated record. The transcript is spliced from 11 exons. Lineage: Eukaryota; Metazoa; Chordata; Lepidosauria; Squamata; Phrynosomatidae. Gene Ontology annotation, molecular function: F-box domain binding; protein tyrosine/serine/threonine phosphatase activity.
GAAGGAGGGAGGGAAGGAGGGAGGGGCCGCUUGCCCGCCAGCAGCAUGGCGGCCGGGCGCGAGUCUCCGCCGCCGCCGCCGCUGCUGCCUCCUCCUCCUCCUCCUCUUUCUCCCUUCCCUUCCCUCCUCCUCCUUCUUGGCCCCCUUGCCAGCCCCCUCCCCUAUUAAGAGGCCAGAGAGAGAGAGAGGCUGACAGACAGACAGACCGGACGACUGCCUGGCCGACGGAGGGAGAGGGAGAGACGGGGGAAGGUCCCUCGGCGGCCAUGGAGCUGGCCAAGCCGGCCUUCCCGGCGCUGCCGCAGCCCAAGGAGGACUCCGAGGACUGGACAUAUCCAAUGAGAAGAGAGAUGCAGGAGAUUUUACCUGGGUUGUUCCUGGGCCCGUAUUCUUCAGCUAUGAAAAGCAAGCUACCUAUACUUCAGAAGCAUGGAAUCACCCAUGUAAUAUGCAUAAGGCAGAAUAUUGAAGCAAACUUUAUUAAACCAAACUUCCAGCAGUUAUUUAGGUAUUUAGUCUUGGACAUUGCAGAUAAUCCCAUUGAAAAUAUAAUAAGAUUUUUUCCAACGACUAAGGAGUUUAUUGAUGAGAGUUUACAAACUGGAGGGAAAGUUCUUGUCCAUGGGAACGCAGGGAUUUCCAGAAGUGCUGCCUUAGUUAUUGCAUAUAUUAUGGAAACAUUUGGAGUGAAGUACAGGGAUGCAUUUACAUAUGUGCAAGAAAGAAGGUUUUGUAUUAAUCCCAAUGCUGGAUUUGUUCAUCAACUUCAGGAAUACGAAGCCAUCUAUCUAGCAAAGUUAACUAUCCACAUGAUGUCACCGCGACAGCUGGAACGAUCACUAUCUGUUAGUACAGGAAGUCUGAAACGUACUCAUGAAGAGGAUGAAGAAAUUGCCAAUAUGCAAGCAGCAGCUCAGAAUGGUUGAAACCAAGGGCACCUUGGACUUGCUGUUUGGGAAUUUUUACCUGUGGCAGCUGCUAAUCUCUGCAAGAUGAACAACCAGAUGUACUUUCUUUAAAAGGGGAGAAGAGUCCAACUUCCUUAUGCAAACCUGCCCCUCCAGUAGCACACCAGGCGACAUUUUAAAGGUAUUGGAUCCCUUGACUGACUACAUGGCACUGAUUGUUUUACUCCUCUCUUUUGUUUUUUACACUUUAUAGUUUUACCCUAAACCAAGACUUUGGACUUGCAAAGAGGUAUUACUGCAAUAAUGCACUUUUCAUACUUGAAAAUUUCUUUAUUUGUAUUGAUAAAAUUAUUACUUAAGCAAAAUGCAAGGGAGGGAUGAUUUGUUUAUAAAGUUUUGUGUAAUUUAUAACAAGAGUAUUUAGUAAAAAAACAAAACAAAACAAAUUCCUGAAAUUCA